Messenger RNA from Lepus europaeus (European hare), 936 nucleotides. Its product is annotated as olfactory receptor 10G9. Gene Ontology annotation, molecular function: G protein-coupled receptor activity; olfactory receptor activity. Gene Ontology annotation, cellular component: membrane. NCBI's taxonomy places the organism in Eukaryota, Metazoa, Chordata, Mammalia, Lagomorpha, Leporidae. The transcript has a single exon. The record is from RefSeq and is a predicted model, not a curated record. Bases 1 to 936 code for a protein of 311 amino acids. Gene Ontology annotation, biological process: G protein-coupled receptor signaling pathway.
AUGAUGAACGUGAGCCUUGUGACAACGUUCUUCCUCACAGGCCUUCCCCACACACCAGCCCUGGGCUCCACACUCUUUGGCGUCUUCCUGGUCGUCUACAUCCUCACCGUGCUGGGGAACCUCCUCAUCCUGCUGGUGAUCAGCGUGGACUCUCGCCUCCACACCCCCAUGUACUGCUUCCUCACCAACCUGUCCUUCAUCGACAUGUGGUUCUCCACUGUCACGGUGCCCAAAAUGCUGAUGGCCUUGGUGUCCCCGGGCGGCGGGGCCCUCUCCUUCCACAGCUGUGUAGCACAGCUCUAUUCCUUCCACUUCCUGGGGAGCACUGAGUGUUUCCUCUACACAGUCAUGUCCUAUGACCGCUACCUGGCCAUCAGUUACCCACUCAGGUACACCAGCAUGAUGAGUGGCAGGACGUGCGCCCUGCUGGCUGCUGGCACCUGGCUCAGUGGCUCCCUGCACUCUGCUGUCCAGACCACCUUGACAUUCCGCUUGCCCUACUGUGGGCCCAACCAGAUCCAGCAUUACUUCUGUGAUGCACCACCCAUCCUCAAGCUGGCCUGUGCAGACACUUCAGCCAAUGAGAUGGUCAUCUUUGUCACCAUUGGGGUGGUGGCCUCAGGCUGCUUUCUCCUGAUAGUGCUGUCCUACGUGUCCAUUGUCUGCUCCAUCCUGAAGAUCCGCACCUCAGAGGGGAGGCACAGAGCCUUUCAGACCUGUGCCUCCCACUGCAUCGUGGUCCUGUGUUUCUUUGUUCCUUGUGUUUUCAUUUACCUGAGGCCAGGCUCCAAGGAUGUCAUGGGUGGGGUUGUGGCUAUUUUCUACACUGUGCUGACCCCACUGCUCAACCCAGUUGUGUAUACUCUGAGGAACAGGGAGGUGCAGAAAGCUCUCCUGAAGCUAAAAGACAAGAUAGCACUUGUUCCGAGUGAAUAA